Punica granatum (pomegranate) is the source of this 1635-nucleotide messenger RNA. The record is from RefSeq and is a predicted model, not a curated record. NCBI's taxonomy places the organism in Eukaryota, Viridiplantae, Streptophyta, Magnoliopsida, Myrtales, Lythraceae.
GUUUUCCCAUCAACCAGCAACCCAAAAAGAAAGGGAAAAAAAAAAAGAUUGUGUAAUGCAUGGAUUCUUCGAUUAUAUCUUUCUCCCAGUCAUCACUUCUUGCCCUUCUGAUCUUAUUCUUAGUAUCUUCUUCCACAGCUAGAGCUUUGGUGCCGGCCUCUGCGCAGUUCAAGUACGUGAUCGAUACGACGGAUUUCGGCCCUUACAUAAUCGAAUAUGAUGGCAACUACCAGGUCCUCCCACCUUUCGGUGCCCCGUUCCAGCUAUGCUUCUACAACACUACCCCGAACGCCUUCACUCUCGCCAUCAGGAUGGGCCUAAGGAGGUCCGAGUCACUUUUCCGGUGGGUCUGGGAAGCCAACCGGGGCAACCCAGUUCGUGCGAAUGCCACCCUGACGCUCGGUGCGGAUGGCAACCUUGUCCUGGCUGAGGCGGACGGCAAGGUCGCCUGGCAGACCAGUACUGCAAACAAAGGAGUUGUAGGGCUCAAGCUGCAGUCGAACGGCAACAUGGUCCUGCAUGACUCGAGGGGUAAUUUCGUCUGGCAAAGCUUCGACUCCCCGACUGACACUCUCCUCGUGGGCCAAUCCCUGCACGCCGGGGGUGUCACGAGGCUUGUGAGCCGGGCCUCGGCCGAGCAAAACUCCAAUGGGCCUUACAGCCUCGUGAUGGAGCCCAAAGGUCCCGCCCUAUACUAUACGAGCAAGAACUCCCCCAAGCCGCUUCUGUACUUCAAUGGAUGGCGAUCUGAUCCAUACAUAUCUGGCUCGCUAACCCGGGUGGGCUUGACCACCGAAGAAGACGAGGGUUCUAGGACUCAUAUCCAAUUGGAGUUCCAAGCGGGUAACACUACACAUGGCGGUCCCAUCCUCGGCCGACCCAAAUACAAUGCCACAUCGAGCUUCCUCAGGCUCGGGAUUGAUGGGAACGUAAGAAUUUACACUUACAAUGACCAGGUAGACUACGGUGCCUGGGAGGAGACCUUCACUCUGUUUGGCAGAGACUAUGAUUCGGAAAGCGAGUGCCAGCUGCCAGAGAGGUGCGGAAGCUUCGGGCUAUGUGAGGACAACCAAUGCGUGGGCUGCCCGCUUGCCAGAGGGGAAACGAGCUGGAGCAAGAGCUGCGCGCCUCCAAAGCUCACGAGCUGCAACCCCGGCGAUUACACAUACUACAAGGUCGAACGGGUCAAUCAUUUCUUGAGCAAGUACACGGCAGGAAGCGCGGCCACGGAGAGCGGCUGUGGGGCCAAGUGCACCAAAGAUUGCAAGUGCUUGGGCUACUUCUACAACCGGGACACUUCUAGGUGUUGGAUUGCUUACGAGCUCAAGACUCUGACCAGAGUAGCAAAUGCCACCCAUGUCGGCUACAUCAAAACACCCAAGAAGUAAAGUAAAUGCAUGCGAUAUGGCUACUGCAUGCGGGUGAAUUGAAAAAGGAAAUAAAACGUUCUACCGGAAGAAAAGGAAAUAAGAAGAAUUAUACAAGAUGGUCGCAUCCUAUAUAUCGAAUCUACCUAUUUUAUUGUAUCAAAAGAUGAUGUAGCGUAGUGAUACACGCCAUCGCCUGUUGACCUAGAAGUGAUGGAUUUGAUAUUUAGUGAGACUACCCGUGUCACUUUAUUAAUAAUUUACGAUU